This is a messenger RNA of Arabidopsis lyrata subsp. lyrata, 1344 nucleotides long. RefSeq names its product E3 ubiquitin ligase BIG BROTHER-related. The record is from RefSeq and is a predicted model, not a curated record. Gene Ontology annotation, molecular function: ubiquitin conjugating enzyme binding; ubiquitin-protein transferase activity. Gene Ontology annotation, biological process: protein ubiquitination; negative regulation of organ growth. NCBI's taxonomy places the organism in Eukaryota, Viridiplantae, Streptophyta, Magnoliopsida, Brassicales, Brassicaceae. The transcript has 9 exons. The coding region runs from base 386 to 1228 and encodes 280 amino acids.
ACAUCCCAUUAUGGAAAAAAGAAACCCAAUUUCGUAUGUAUGGUGUAUUUCUAGCAAAAAAUAAAAGUCAAGGUUGUGAAAAGGAGCCUUAGCAUUUUACUAUAUAAACUUUGAAAAAGAGUAAAUCUGUGGAGCCAAAAACAAAAUUCAAAUAUCACUCAUAUUCAACAGGCGGAACAAAGCAGCUUUUAAAUUGAUAUACUCUUUUGUUGCCGUCACUAAUUACCAUCAUAUCUCGCAAGAGAAAGCUUUAUUCAAGUUCUUAUUUUUGAGGAUCGAGAGAUGAGAAAGAUUAUGGUAUGAAUCUCUUGUGUUGAUUAAGAGAAAACAGAUCAUCAAAAGCAUCUCCGGUACCUCUUUCGCUAAGAAAUUCGACAAAAUAUCUAUGUCUCGGCUUGUAAACCAGUCGUCUCUCGAUGAAAAUAUUGCAAUCUAUUUACAAUAUGAGUUAUCAGAACUGACGGUUAAUGAUUAUGUUAUUGGUCGGGAGAUUCAACAACAAUAUCAAAAUAAAUUUAUAUGUAAUGAUGCUGCUAUUGCUUUAGAGAUGCAGCAAGAAGAAGUUGCUUGUGUGCACUCUUGCCUACAUGAUGAUGAAGGAUUGGCAAGAACGUUGCAAGACUUGGAGGGUAAUCUGCAGCCCUCUCUAAGCGAUGAUGAAAAACUUGCUAGAUAUUUGCAAGAACAAGAUGAAUCGGCAAAUAAUACGGACGAUGAUAUUCAAGAAACCCAUCACCAUCAUUACCAACCCAUGCAAGUGAAUCGUUCAUACAUACCUCAACGUGAUGCUCCAUCGACUAGUAGAGCCUUUUUUGACUAUGACGAUGGUGAGAACUUCUCGGGCCAUCAUACCCAUAUUCGUAGUCCUUCUAAUAUCUCCCACAAUCCUCCAGAUAAUGAGAACAUUGAUCCCGCAAGUAUGACGUAUGAGGAAUUAUCUGAAUUAGAAGACUCGAUUGGAGAUGUCAGUAAAGGAUUAUCGCAAGAGAGAAUCUCUCGAUUAUCGACUCAUAAGUAUGGUACUAAAACCAAAACUUGGUCCUGUUGGCUUAAGAAAAAGAAGUUUGUUGCCGAUGAUUCUCAGUGUUCGAUAUGCUUAGUGGACUAUGCGGAGGGAGAUAAGAUCACAACUUUGCCAUGUAAACAUAUUUACCAUAAAGAUUGCAUUUCACAAUGGCUGAAACAAAACAAGGUAUGCUGCGUUUGCAAAGCCGAGGUUUAUCCAUAAUACUAAAUUUCGUCGGACCAACAAUCUAUAAUGCUCGGUUUAGAAUUUUUUUUAAAGUUAUCGUUCAAUCAUUCAUCCUAUAUUUUUAAAGUAUCACCAUUAACUAGAUGAAAACU